Micromonas commoda is the source of this 2814-nucleotide messenger RNA. RefSeq lists its product with no specific name. The transcript has a single exon. The record is from RefSeq and is a predicted model, not a curated record. The coding region runs from base 1 to 2814 and encodes 937 amino acids. Lineage: Eukaryota; Viridiplantae; Chlorophyta; Mamiellophyceae; Mamiellales; Mamiellaceae.
AUGCCCAAGAGGGUCUGGGCCGCGCCCCCGUGGCCCGCGCACUGCCCUCUCCCGUCCGACGAUGACGACACCGCGCGCGUCGUCGCCGCCGCGGGGGGCGCCAGGGGCGUCACGCACGCGCUCGUCUCCCUGGGCGACGAGCGCGUCAUCGAGGCGACGUUGACGAGGCUCCACGCCGAACGCGCGGCGCGCACGGCGAGGCUGACGAAGGCGCUCGACGCGGGGGUCGCCGCGAGCGACGUCGCGCUUCGAGCGGAGUGGGACGCGCUCAUCGCGCGCGUCACCGCGCCGCCCGACGGCGCCGAUACCCCCGCGCCCGUCGCCGUCCCCCGCGAUCUCCACGCCACGACGACGACGACGACGACGACGAAGCCGACGCCGCGUUCCGCUUCCAUCGCCGCCGUCGACGACGCCACCCCGCGGCAUCGUCGCGCGCGUCGAUCCCAAACCCUCACUCCCGCGACGAACACGCACGGCGCCGGCGGCGACGAGGUCGUCGCGGCCACCCCGGACGCCGAACUCGCCGCCGCGCCGUCGUCAUUUUCCGCGGGUGCCAACAAAAAUCGCGCGACGCGGUCGAGAUCCCGCUCGUCCCCCGCGCCCAUCCUCGCCGACACGCCGACGAUACCGGACGCCGACGCCGCCGACGACGCCGCCGACGAUGCCGCCGCCGCCGACGACGACGCGCUCGAUCACCCGGGGUCCUACAAACCCCUCGCGUCGUCGCAACUGGCGGGCCGAUACUCCAUCUCGGCCACUGCCGAGUACAGAGCGGCGGCGGCGUUGGCGUUUGCGAAGACGCCGACGGCGACGCUUCGAUCGUCGCUCGAGACGACGGACGACGGCGUCGUCCUCGACGGCACCCUCGACGGCACCCUCGACGGCACCCUCCGCGACGGCGCCUCCUUCCCGCUGGACACUGCCCUCCCCCGACGCGUUCCCGAGGAUGGCGACACGCUGAUGGUGGAGGAGACGCCGAGGUCGGAGAUGGACAGACGCGCGGGAGGAGGAAGCGGGAGCGGGAACGGGGCUAGCGAAAACACCAACGCGAAAGGGAACGCGAACGGCGACGGGAGCGGAAACGGGAGCGGCAGCGGAAACGGCGGCGGGAGUGGGAACGGGUUUGGAGCGAUCGGCCGCCGCCGCGGCGUCGCCGGGCACAGGCUCAGGUUCAGCGUCGGCGGGUCGCUCGUCGCCGACGCGGGUGCCGAGGCGGGUGCCGAGGCGGGUGCCGACGAGGAUACACCGCCGGAUCCGGUCGCCGAGAGGAUCUUCUCCGCGACGCACGCGUCCGGCUCCGUCGUCCUCGGCGUGAUGGCUCCGCCGCCCGUCGCGCCGGGCGCCGACCGCGUCUUCGCCGUCGUGACCGAGUCGAGCGAGGGGUCCGAGGACGUCACCGUGAUGGUCUGGCGGGUACGAUGUCACAGCGACGGGGACGUGCGCGACGGCGGCGGCGGCGGCUGGAAUCGAUCCCGGGACGUGAACUCUCAUCGCGGUUUUGGGACCACCACGUGCGAACUCGCGGGGUCGGCGAGGCUUCGCAAGCGGGACUGGACCGGCGCGGGGGGUAAGGAGAACGCGUCCCCGCGGAGGGUUAACAUCGCGUCGCUGAUGCCGCCAGUCCCGGGGACCGUUACGGACCGUUACGGCGCGUCGAGGUCAGCCCGGGACAGCCUCGACCCGGCGACGCGCGGCAAGAGACAGAGCGGCGCGCAGCUGUGCGGCGCCGUCGCGCUCUCCCCGUGCGGCGAAUUUCUCGCAAUCGCCGAGUCGCAGUUUAUCGUUCGAGCCGACGGGGACGACGACGCGACUGGGACGAACCGGGGCGGACGCGGCGCGUGCGUGGUUCGCGUCGAGUCGCGACGGGACGAGCGAGGCACAAACAGCGCGUGGAUCGACGAUCGCGACGUGGUGCUCGCGUUGGACUGCCCGCUACGGGUCACGCGUUUGGCGAUGCGUUGGGACCCAGCCGGCGACGGCACAGCUGGCGACGCGGCUGGCGACGCGGCUGGCGACGGUUCAACCGAACGGUCCGCGCGCGUCGUCGUCGUCGCCGGCGCCCCGCUGGGUAAGAUGCACGCGUGGAGGUUUGACGCGUCCGACCUCGACCCGAAGAAGAGUCGGUCGAAGAAGACGCCGGGGGAGCGAAUGCCGGAUCUGCGGUACCUGGACCAAACCCCGAUGUCCGACCCGCUCGACGUCCUGGCGUUCGCGUCGACGGGCGACGACGUCGUCGCCGUGACCCACGACGGGCUCGUCGUCGGAAACUACCGCAGGACGCCGCGAAACGGUUGGGAGACGCGCGGGGUGCACUACACGCAGCGGCACCGCGUUCGAGCGAUGGCGCCGCUGCACCCCGCCGCGGUCGCGGUUACGUCCGCGGUUACGUCCGCCUCGUCCGCGCAAUCCUUCGUCCCGUUCCUCGCGCUCGUGGAGAGGAAAGCCGAGCCGCGCGACGGCGUCCUGCGCCUCCACGCGGGCGCCGUGGGCGUCGGCGUGGACGUAUGCGCGGCGAUGCCGUUGGACGGCGUCUGCGCUCUCGCCGCGGGUCCAACCACGGGCGCGUUCGCCGCGGUGGGAACGAACACAGGGGACGUGCUCGCGUUCGACGUGCUCACGGGGGUGACGAUCGCGAGGCUGGGGGACCUGCGCGGGGAGGACGGGGGCGUGGUGGGGGUGGCGACAGCGCCGUGGGAGGCGGCGGGGGACGUUUGCGCUGGGAACGUUUGCGCCGGGAACGGAAGGUCGUCGGCGGCGCUGCUCGUAGCCGCCUCCAAAACGCGCAUGGCGGCGUACGUGGUGCACGCGUCGUGA